ACCCUGGUCAGCCCCAGCCCGCCCCCGCCGGCAGCGGCCCACGAGCACCCGGGGAGGGCGGAAAGGCCGAAGUUAGCUCCGCACCGACUCACCCCCCCCCUCCCCCCCAUGCCGUCGCACCAGGCUCUCAGGGAACAAGUGGCCAGGGCCUUGCUGAGGAGGGAUGUGCUGAUCGGCGCGGCUGUCGUCCUCAGACUCGCUCUCGUCUUUUACGGAGUCUAUCAAGACAGGACCAUGCUGGUGAAGUAUACGGACAUUGACUAUCACGUGUUCACAGAUGCCGCCAGAUUCGUAACAGAGGGGAGCUCCCCAUACCGAAGAGCGACCUACCGCUACACCGCUCUGCUGAGCUGGAUCUUAACUCCAAACAUCUACCUUACUCCUCUUUAUGGAAAGCUGCUUUUCAUUACUGGUGAUCUAAUAGCUGCAUACCUCAUAUACCAAAUCUUGCUGCUCAGAGAAGUGGACACCAGCAAAGCCUUCGGGUACUGUGCUUUCUGGCUUCUUAAUCCUCUACCAAUAGCUGUGUCCAGCAGAGGAAAUGCAGAGUCUCUUGUAGCAGUACUUGUGCUUGCCACCGUGUAUUACAUAGAAAAAGGAAACAUAGUGAAAUCUGCUAUAUUCUUUGGCUUUUCAGUGCAUAUGAAAAUUUACCCAGUGACUUAUGCCCUGCCAGUGGCCCUUCAUCUGCAGAAUAAUGGAUGCUGGGGAAAAGGGAAAACAGAUACUGUCCGUUUAAAAAAAUCAAAGUUUUCUCUUGUGGACCACUUCUGGCAGCUUAUUUUAAGGCUGCUGAACCGUGAUGUAUUGUUUUUUGUGGUGGUUAGUGGAUUUACAUUUGCAGCCUUGAGCCUUUCAUUUUAUUAUCUGUAUGGUUGGGAUUUUUUGGAACAUACCUACCUCUACCAUUUGACCAGGAGGGAUAUCCGUCAUAAUUUCUCCCCCUAUUUCUACAUGCUGUAUUUGACUGCAGAGAGUGAAUGGAGUUUUGCCCUAGGACUCUCAGCUUUCCUGCCACAGCUGGUGCUUCUUCUAGUUGUGUCUUUAGCCUAUUACAAAGACCUUGUCUUUUGUUGUUUCCUACAUACUGCAAUUUUUGUAAGUUUUAACAAAGUGUGCACAUCCCAAUAUUUUCUUUGGUACCUCUGCCUCUUGCCCCUUAUAAUGCCUGUUGUGAGAAUGUCCUGGCAGCGGGGUGUUUUGCUUCUCCUUCUGUGGUUUCUUGGACAGACACUGUGGCUGGCACCUGCAUAUUUUCUGGAAUUUAAAGGAAAAAAUACUUUUUUACUUAUAUGGCUGGCUGGCUUGCUUUUCCUUUUCAUUAAUUGCUUCAUCCUUGUUCAGAUUAUUUCUCACUAUCAGAAAGGAUCACAAGUAGCCAAGAAACUCAAACGUCAGUAAUGUGCAUAUCGGGAUGUGUGCUAAAUCCUACAAGUAGUCCCAUUGACUUUAAUGAGAUUGCUCAAAUGAGCAGGACUUGGCCUAAUAUCAGUAAUGCAAUUGUAGGUAAACAGUACUAAAACACAUUCUCUAUAAAUAGCCUUUUCCAGUGUCAUGUGAUUUUGGGGUGGGAGAGUAGGAUUAAGUGUUUGGGGACUUCGCCGCCAUCACCACCACAGCUAAGAGAGGGCUUGUCUCAGUUUUGAGUAAACUCAGUAUUGGGUAGAACUCAUAAGGUUGCAGAGGAGGGGUAUUAUAGCUCUGCUGAUCUCUUGUCAGAAUUUUUUUUUAAGUGUUUUGUUAGGUUGAUGGAGAACAAAUAAAACUUAAAGUGAUCAGUUACCAAA
Messenger RNA from Gopherus evgoodei (Goodes thornscrub tortoise), 1787 nucleotides. RefSeq names its product phosphatidylinositol glycan anchor biosynthesis class M (gene PIGM). The transcript has a single exon. NCBI's taxonomy places the organism in Eukaryota, Metazoa, Chordata, Testudines, Testudinidae. Gene Ontology annotation, cellular component: glycosylphosphatidylinositol-mannosyltransferase I complex; membrane. The coding region runs from base 109 to 1401 and encodes 430 amino acids. The record is from RefSeq and is a predicted model, not a curated record. Gene Ontology annotation, molecular function: alpha-1,4-mannosyltransferase activity; GPI mannosyltransferase activity. Gene Ontology annotation, biological process: GPI anchor biosynthetic process.